Staurois parvus is the source of this 343-nucleotide messenger RNA. The record is from the annotation of a GenBank genome assembly. NCBI's taxonomy places the organism in Eukaryota, Metazoa, Chordata, Amphibia, Anura, Ranidae.
UCAUGCUGCUGCCAGGUCCAGAGUGUCUCAUGGGUCCCUGUACGGCCUCCCAUUGCUGCUGUCUCCAUCGCCACACUCUGCCAUGUGCCACUUUCAGGUCUCCUCACACUGCUGGUGGGUUCCAUUUUGUCAUAGGGUGCUGGCAGAUUACGGGCCUCCCAUUGCUGCUGCCAGGCCCGUAAUCUGCCAUGGGCCCCUGUACCGCCUCCUCAUGCUGCUGCCAGGUCCAGAGUGUCUCAUGGGUCCCUGUACGGCCUCCCAUUGCUGCUGUCUCCAUCGCCCACACUCUGCCAUGUGCCACUUUCAGGUCUCUCCUCACACUGCUGGUGUGUUCCAUUUUGUC